Molecule: messenger RNA, 1119 nt
Organism: Fulvia fulva
Lineage: Eukaryota; Fungi; Ascomycota; Dothideomycetes; Mycosphaerellales; Mycosphaerellaceae
Exons: 3
Coding region: 1-1119 (372 amino acids)
Source: RefSeq, a predicted model, not a curated record
AUGAAGCCCAAAGAGUAUGAGCGUGCCAAGAAGAAGUCCUCGCAUUACGGAUUCCAGUUCGAUAUCAAUGUCGACACUUACCUACCUCCAGACAUAAUCGUAGACGACGAGGGCCUGCGUUGGCUAACAGGACCAUUGCAAUAUCCAAGACGUGGCAAGAGAUACUACCAGUCACAAUGCCUGUUCCGGUUGCUCAAAACGCAAGACACGAUCCAUGAGCUCCAGGAACGUUUAGAAUCCCGCGACAAAUCCAAAGAUGCCGGAAUCAAGAAGGUCCAUGACCGAAUUCUGAAAUCCAUUCGCAGCCAUGAGAUAGCUGUGGCUCGCGAAGCUGCAGAGCCCUGGUGGCGUGAUCCUACAAGGACUUUAGACGAGAAGAUCUCUUUCAUCCUCGUCGAGCCUUGGCGGAGAGCAUCAAAGACAAUAAUGUGCUCAAGACAUCCUGCUACGUACUCCGUCGAAGCACUCCUGGUUUCUACUCCAGGCCGGAUUCUAAAGGAGGCCGACUGUACCUGGGCGACCUCGUCGGAGAAGCAAAGGCCGUUGCGACGAAGGCGGCAGAACUACAGGUUGAGGCUGAGGAGGAAGAGCGCCAGGCAAACGCUCAGAGUGCGGACAGAAGCUGAGGCCAAGAAGGCUCAGCAGAAGGCUCGGCACAACGCUCAGCAGAAAGCCCUUCUAGCUGACGCUAUGCGGAUGCCUGACUGGGAUCCCACUGGGACUUGGUCUAUUCGAUGCGAAAAGCUGUCAACGUACAUGUACGGUCGAGGUGCUCCACAGAAGUUGACGAUGCAGAUAUGGCGGGACGACUUUCGUUUCGACAAGAUGUGUGAGGAUGACGAAGAUGGCGUACCUGAAGAAGAAGAAAUGGACGAUGCAGACGAUGAGAUCGACGAGGAAGCAUACGACCCAUGGGACGACGAGGAAAUUGAGAACUUUCCCUGGGGUCAGCAAUCUCAUUCCAAGAAACCAGCGGAAAAGAAUGCUCACCUCCCGCGAUUCUGCGCCAAAUUCCAUUUUGCCGUAGUUGAAGGAGUAAUGCGAAUCGUUCCACCUGAGAGCACAAGGCAACAGUUUCCAAAGACCUUCCUGAUCAAGAACAAUCGUUGCUUCGAAUGA